UAUAACUCUCACUCUUCGUGGGACGUUGUUUCAGUGUGUGCUCGACGUUCGGACUGAGUGGUUUCGGUGCAUCGGCAGCGCUGCACCAAAGUUUUCGUCACUUUUUCGAACGCGCAGGAUCAAGUCGCGACCCACAGCCACUCAAGAAAGACAUUAAGGUGUGACUAAAGUACCACUUGCGGUUUGGAGAUUUUUCCACGGACACUGGCAAAUUAUUCACAAUUAUGAAAUUCGCGUGGCUUAUAAUGGCCGCUGUGGUUGUGGUGUUGUCCCAGCAGGUGGCAGCACAGAACCGUCCAAAUAACAACCGCCCAGGACGUUUUCUAUCACUGCCCAACGCACAGAAAUGCGCAAAUCGACCGAAGCAGUUCUUCUUCCGCGGCAAGAACUACUUCUUCAGCGGUCACGUGCCCGAACUGGCCGGCAGGAAAGUCGACUGGCUCGAUGGCAGGAAUAUUUGUCGCGAGUACUGCAUGGAUCUUGUCUCGCUCGAGAGCCAAGAGAAGAAUAACAUGAUCUUCCGCCUCAUUCAACAGAAUGAUGUGCCAUACAUUUGGACUUCUGGCCGAUUGUGUGACUUCAAGGGAUGUGAAAACCGCCCGGACUUGGAGCCAAAGAAUAUUCUUGGAUGGUUCUGGUCUGCUAGCCGUGAGAAGAUGGCACCUACUAAUCAAACACCAAACGGAUGGAAUUAUAAUCCAUGGUCUUCCACUGGGCAUAAGAAACAGAAGCAACCGGAUAAUGCUGAAUUUGAUAUUAAUGGCACCACUGAAUCGUGUUUGUCUAUUCUUAACAAUGUUUACAAUGAUGGUAUUGCUUGGCAUGACGUUGCUUGCUACCACGAGAAGCCGUUCGUUUGUGAGGACAGCGAGGAACUGCUCAACUAUAUCGCCGCUACAAAUCGCGGAAUUCGCUUGUAAAUUUUGAAUCACAACAACAACAACAACAACAACAAAAAAUAAAUUGAAAAUAACAACGGAAUGAAAACAAAUUAAAUGUUUAUGUUUGGAAUAAAAAUAAUUCGAAAAAUUACAUCAUGCGCAAGAACAAAAAGAGAAGAAUGUUUUAAUACACAGUGGAUAUAAUUAAGGUUAAUUUGUGUAUGACAUAAAUUUUGAUUGCAAUCUGAUUGCUGAAGCGGUACAACGUAAACAGGAGCAUUUUGUGUGUAUAAAAUUUUGUAUUUAUUAUAAAUAUGAAUUUAGAAAUAUGCUAUUUUCUAAAAUAACAAUAAAUUUAAUUAAAAAAGAAA
Messenger RNA from Dalotia coriaria, 1252 nucleotides. It is a transcript of the gene slf, whose product is annotated as C-type lectin domain-containing protein slf. NCBI's taxonomy places the organism in Eukaryota, Metazoa, Arthropoda, Insecta, Coleoptera, Staphylinidae. Bases 225 to 920 code for a protein of 231 amino acids. The transcript is spliced from 4 exons. The record is from RefSeq and is a predicted model, not a curated record.